Messenger RNA from Atta colombica, 2187 nucleotides. Its product is annotated as intraflagellar transport protein 74 homolog. Gene Ontology annotation, cellular component: centrosome; cilium; intraciliary transport particle B. Lineage: Eukaryota; Metazoa; Arthropoda; Insecta; Hymenoptera; Formicidae. Gene Ontology annotation, molecular function: beta-tubulin binding. The coding region runs from base 220 to 2187 and encodes 655 amino acids. The record is from RefSeq and is a predicted model, not a curated record. Gene Ontology annotation, biological process: intraciliary transport involved in cilium assembly; cilium assembly. The transcript has 2 exons.
AUGAACAAAACAUUGAUCGCGUUCGUUGUGAUUUGUUGUUAUUCCUCGUAUCGUGAUAAUUUGUCAUUACUGUCAUUAAUAUGUACUAUACAUAGACAAUGCGUUGUCAAUAGCUGUAUUUUUAGUGAUCAGACAUCUCUUAUUUAACAUUUAAUUUAACAAUUAAUUUGCGAUUAACAUCUAACAUUCUAAUCCAAGAGAGAAUCUCUUUUUCGAGAAAUGGAUUCCGAAAAAAAUGAUUCCGGUAAAAUCGGAGAACAGCUGGUUACUCGGUGGCGACAAAACCAGGAGGAUGUGUCUAUUACCUCGAAUAAAAUCGAUAGGCCGCCGACGGGUUUCGUGAGAUCUCAAAGCAAGUUUGAACGACCAAGGUCUCGACGUGGACAUAAAGAUGAAUCGUCGGAGUAUAUCAAUUCGGCUACAUAUCGUUCAGCAACACCAGGGCGCCUUGCUCUUGCGAGACCACCAUCGGCAUCUCUUUUAUCGAAUCGUGUACCAACCGCGGCUCCAGGUGGAUUCAGGAUAGGCUCUGGACUGAAUCGUUCUGGCACAGGACUAGCAACUGCUAAGCAGUUCAACGUCAAUGUGUUGGAUAGACCAAUUACCCAGCAUGGAAUAGCAGGCAUACGACCGGGUACCACCAGAGGUCUGCCAAUGACGAGGCAGAUUCAAGACAAGAGAUACUACGAGGGUCUGCUGCAGCUGAAAAUAAGAGAAUUGAUGCAAGAGAUCGGAAUCAUAAUGAAGGACAUUGAAGUGCAGAACAAGGAGAAAGCUACUUUCUUACAUUAUGAUAAGAGAGCCAAGAGCCUUGCCGCAGAGUUGAUGAAUCUACAGGCUGAAUUAGCGGAUUACAAUCUUGUCGUGGAUAAAAUGACUCUGGAUGUGAGCAAGGAGGUGAUCGAAGAGGAGGCUAAGGAACUGGCGCUGAUGAAUGAACAUAGGACGGCAGAAGUCGAGCGGAUGUUCGAGCAACGGAAGCAAAUGGAACAAAAACUGCAUAUGACAGAAAAGGAUAUCGAGAAUGAGAGAAAAAGGACCGAACAUAUCAUUGAGAGUAUGGAUCCACCCAUAAAAGAGAAGUACGAUAAUCUAUUCCGACAGAAAACAGAAUUACAAGAACAAGCACAGCAAUUGCAGCGCGAAUUAGACCAACUAUCAAAAGAGCAAGCGCGUUUGGAGGAGCAAAUCGCUCUCUCUCCAUUAAAGCAAGAGGCGGUGAAACUGCAAGUGAGAAUCAUCGAGGCAGAGGAAAAGCGGGACAAGCUACGGGAGGAAGAAUGUAAAAAAUUAUCACCGGAAGAUGAGAAGGAGCAACUAUUACAGAAAAUCAAGCGUGACAAUACUGACAUUGCUGCAACAGAGGCGCAAAUAGCUGAGAAAGAGAAAAAGGUGGCAGAACUCGAGCAACAAUUGGAACAGCUGGAGACUGACAUGGAGGAUACUCAAUCAGAGAAGCAAACUAAGUAUCAGGAAUUGCGUAAGCGCGAGGAGAUGAUGGAGGAAUUUAUGUCCACGUAUGAACAGAGCAAACAAGAGGAAAUGGAGAAACUGGAAAAACUCGAACAGGAGAUUGUUGAUAAGCUAGAGACCAUGGCAAACGCGAUAGAGAAUAACGAGUACCUCACGGAAGCUGAAGAAACAGCUAUUUUACGUGAUAAAUUUCCAUACAAUAAUUACGAAACCGUGCAUCGCGAUGAUGAUUUUGAAGAGCUAAAGAAAGAUUAUGCAACUAUGCAACAAACAUUCAACAGAUUAAGAAUUCUAGAGGAAAAGCUGCAGCUAGAAUCCAAGUUGAUGAAAGAGAAGCUGAAGAAACAACAGAGCGAAUUAAUUGUCUUAGAGGAUUUGGAUGGCUUAAAAACACGAAAUGAACUCGAACGGGACGAAUUAAUUACCGAACGAGAAGGACUGGUGUCCGAAGAGUCAAUCUGCGAGGACGAGCUCAAGUCACUGUAUACAGAAUAUAACGAACUUAAAGAGCGAAUGGAGAAAUAUGCGAUUUAUCCGGAGAUCAGUAAUCUAGAUGAUAAAUUAGAAAAAUUGAAAGAAGAUAAUAAAAAAAUCGAGGAAUUCAUAGCUAAAGAAAAGGAGCGCGUUAAUUAUGAACCAAUCAAAGAGAAAGCUUUUGAACUAAUUAAUAGUUAUGGAGCACUACUCCGAGAGAAUCUCAAAUCUCUUUAUUAG